AUGAGCUUGCAGAGCUUUGCCAAAAUGGUUGCGAAAGUGUUGAAAAGAAGACGUUAUACAGGGUCUACCCCGGAGGCACCAGCUGUGUUGAGGGUUCUCGACGGACCCUUGUGCGAGCACCUCCCGCAGGACUGUCCAAGCUACUCCUUGUCUCCUCAAGGCGAGAGCAUACGGUUGAAGGACUUCGUCAGUGACAUGGCAGCAGUUUGCCCAUCCAGUUCAGGCUGUUUGCCGCCGGGCAGUUCACAAGAGCCUGCCGGAGUAGCUUUACCACGAGCCUUUGCAUUCUCCGUUGGCGCGUCCACCGGCGAUGCCACGCGGGACCCGAUGUUUGCCAACAAUGCGCGGCAAAGGAUCUGUAUAUGCCCAUGGGAUUUGACCGCCGCUGCCUGCUGCAAAAUGCUGUGUCAUGAGUUUGAGCGCUGCUGGGACUUGCAGCCCGGAUAG
Messenger RNA from Symbiodinium natans, 447 nucleotides. Lineage: Eukaryota; Dinophyceae; Suessiales; Symbiodiniaceae. The record is from the annotation of a GenBank genome assembly.